Prorocentrum cordatum is the source of this 2079-nucleotide messenger RNA. NCBI's taxonomy places the organism in Eukaryota, Dinophyceae, Prorocentrales, Prorocentraceae. The record is from the annotation of a GenBank genome assembly.
AUGGCCCCGCUGCUGGCGCUGCCGCCGCUGGAGCCCGGGCAGGACCCAGGCCCGCUGAUAGUGUGCGGCUGCGCUCCGUUUGCCAAGAAGGAGGUCCAGAACGCUGGCCACGCCUUCUUCGAGGCGUACGAGCGCCAGGCUGGCGACGGCACCGAGGAUUCCGCCGACGGGGACGCCCAGUCGCCCCUCGCGGGUGACAGCCCGUCGGGGAAGAAGAAGCGGAAGGAGAAGAAGGAACGGGAGGACGCAUUGAAGCUGCCCGACUCGCUCAAGGGCGAGGACCUGUACGCCCUGCUGGAGCUGGACGCGGGCGCCUCGCAGGAUGACCUGAAGAAGGCCUACAGGAAGAUGUGCCUGGUGCACCACCCGGAGAGCCCCGCCUGGCGCGCGACCGCCGCGGGUGCGGCCGCUGCGGCCGCUGCGGGCGCGGAGGGCGGCGCCGGCGGGCACUUCCUCCUCUGCCCUGGGCCCGCGGGCGGCGAGAACUCGGUUGAUGCGCCGUAUAGCUGCCUUGAUGCGCCAGUGCCGGAGCGCAGCACGCCCGGCGAGUGCGGCCAGCACGAGUGGCGGUCGUGGAAGGACCAGCCCGCGUGGCUGGCCACUCAGGUCCACGCCGAGCUCCGGGAGCUGCGGGGCGUGGCCCCCUGGGCGCUGGAGGAGGUGGCGGCCCGCUGGCGCGAGAGCCCGCCCGCCCUCGACGGCGCGCCGGUGGGCCUCGAGGCCGUGGCCGCCUUCAUGCAGCAGCUGCUCGGGGAGGACCCCUUCGGCGGCGGUCCCGAGAGGGUGCCCUGGAUGGACUUCGGCCUCGGCGCGGGAGGCUCCCCCGCGAAGGCCGCGGCGAUCACGCACCGGCAGCUGGCCUUCGUGGUCGCCAACGUGCUGAUGGGCAACGACGUCGAGGGGGGCAACGCCCUCUCGGAGGCGCUCGUCCGCUGCACGGCCGCCGCGGAGGCGCGCCGAGCGGCUGGCGCGCGCGGGGGCCUGGGCUAUCCCGGCCCGCAGGGGCACGGCUCGGUGCUGGUCGCGGCGGCGCCGCGGGAGGCGGACGGCAGCUGGCAGCGGCUGGUCCCCGGCGCGGUGCUGCGGGAGCCGGGCCUCUGCCUGCAGUCGGAGCCUUCGGCCUGCGUCGAUUUCAUGGCCGGCGGCAGCGCGGGGCAGGCCCUCACGGACAUUGCGGGCUACGCCGUUGGAGGCGGAGGAGGUCUAUGCGACGUGGCCAACAGCCAGGACGAAUCUCUGGUGAUCUUCUACAGCGAGGUGCUCGCGUUCUCGUUCUUCUCCAGCCAGAGUCAGAUGCUGAGGGUCCCCUGGACGCUGCUGGGCGCCCGCAGGUACAUGGGCAGCAUUACGGGCGAGUCCAGACGCGGAGAAGCGAGCUGUGGCUUCAUCAAGCGCGAGGAUUGGCUCAACAACGCCAUCUUGCGCCAGACAGUGCCGGUGGUGAUUGCUGACAGGGUCGAGCAGAUUGCGCCCAGCGCCUUUGUCACGGUGUUUUCUAAGAGUUCCGUCCAGGAUGCUGCCUGCAGCAUAGAAGACGCCCAGAACAACCAGUGCGAUGCGCAGCGCCGACACUUGGACGCUGACAUUUCAUUGUGGGUCCAGGCCUUCCACGCGCCCAUGUACCUGCCAGAGGUCCAGGAGGUCUUCGGCUCUGUCGUCAUGCGCGUGGGCACCGGUCCCUGGGGCGCCGGGCUGUGGUUCGGGGACAGCCAGCAGUACUUCCUUGCCGUGUGGCUCGCCACGGCCCUGUUGGGCGGGCCCGGGCUGGAGUACUACGUCUAUGACCACUUCUGCGAAAACCCGGGCAACCAGUGCUUCCUCCACGGACGGCUGUGCGGAGUGCAUCGAGCGUGGCGGCACCGCUGCCUACGGGGUGUCCGCCGCCAGCUGCGGCGGCGCCAGCGUGCACGACUUGGUGGCUCGCUUCCGCGGGAGGCCGGCCGAGGAUCUGUACCUGGCCCUCAAGAACGUUGGGCCGCCUCCCAAGCAGGUGUUCGACCACCUGGCGGCCGCCGCGGAGCUGCCCGCGCGGGGGGCGGAGGAGGAGAGAGCGAGGCGGACGCGGCGGUGCGGCCCUGA